AUGAUGACAGAGUCACUGGUUGCCAAUGAGACCAGAAUUCGCGACUUGGAUGGCUUUUGUGGUACAGUUGUAUACAUAGGACCAGUAGCAAGCGCCAAAAAUCCGGAAGAGAUUUACGCCGGAAUCAAGUGGGAUGAUAAAUCGAGAGGAAAACAUGAUGGGAGCGUGAUUUGCCGACGAACAAACGAAUUAGUUCGUCAUUUCUCAUGUGGUCCUACUCAGGGGUCAUUCUUGCGUCUGAAUAAAAUGGACCGAGGCGUGGCCUUGACAGCAUCACUGUUAAAGACCAAAUAUGUUGACAUGAAUGCACCUGUCAUUGCCCCAAAUAAUGUUUUGCCUCACACUGCAAGGACAUCGAGUGGCCGACCAAAACCCAUUGAAUUUCUUGGAGAAAUGAAAAUUCGUGAACGCCAACAACUUGCCGACAUUGACACCAUAUCACUGCGCAGAGAAGGCAUUUCACGGGCAUCAGAUGACAAAAUGCCGGAGGACUUCAGAAAAAUCAAAGACAUAGACCUUGCUGGAAAUUUGCUAUCCAGCUGGACCGAGAUCCUAAAGAUCAUGAGACAAUUUCCAAGGCUAGAGAUCUUCAAUGUUGCAUAUAAUCGUGUUCGAGAUAUUGGUCUACCUGUGGAGCAGUUUGAUCGGAUGAAAGUUCUCAAUCUCAACAAUUGCUCCCUUGGAACUAAGACGCUUCAGUGGAUCGGAGAUUCUAUGCCGUGCCUAGAGAAACUAUGCAUUGCAAAUUCGAAUCUCUCAGAUUUACAGUCUAUUCAUGUUUGUGGUUUGGGACAUCUUGAAAGUCUUGAUUGCUCUAACUGUCAGCUAGACUCAUGGGAAAACCAAGUUGACCACUUCUCAGCUCUGCCAUGUCUAGAGCAACUGAGUCUGGAUGAUAAUCCACUAUCCACCCUUCCCUCCACUCCUAAGAGCGAGGUGUAUUUCCCAUGUUUGAACUCACUCCAGCUUGCUGGGACACAGUUCAAGACUUGGAUCGACCUGGAGGGGAUCAACGCCCUCUUUGCCUCCAUCAAAUCUCUGAGACUCAGGCAUACACCCUUGACGUCACCAAUGGGACAAGGUGAAACGCGUUUCCUUGCCGUUGCCCGAUUCCCAUCUUUAGAUUAUUUCAAUGCUUCAGUAAUAUCAAUGAGCGAACAACAAGAAGCGGAGCGCCGGUAUGUGUCGCUCGUAUCCAACAUGUUAUUAAAGCUUGAAGAAAAAGACGAUCAGGAAAAACUCUUGGCAGAGCACCCUCGAUAUCCCAAACUGAGUGAAGAAUACAAAAAUCUAGUAGUUACGAGCUCAGGAGGGGCAAACGGAGCUGGGACGAACAUAGCUGCAUCAGUUUGUAAUGUUACAAUACGGUCCAUGUCGCCAUCAAGUUGCGAUAUAGAACCAAUCCUUCGCAGAUUACCAGAUAGUCUAUCAGUGGGGCGUUUGAAGGCACUUUGCGCAAGGACAUUUGGCCUUGGUGUUGAUCUCAUGACUCUGCACUUUCGAACAGCGGGUGACGCCUUUCCCGUAGAACUCGACAAUGACUUCAAUGCCCUAAAAUACUAUGGUGUUUGCGAUGGUGCUGAAAUUUUGAUGAAUGAAAUUGACGUGGAUGCACGCCAAAGGGAGUCUCAACGCCUAGUUAAAGAACAAGAGCGAUUAAUAUCCGAACAGGAACACGAAGUAUCUGUCAUGCAAGAGUUGCAGCGGAAAAAGUGCAUAGUUGUAAAGAUGUCUCCAGUUUUACCUCAUACUCCAGACCAGAGUCUGCUCGAAUCUUUCCGAUACAUCAACUCAAUGCCAGGUAAAAAUGUUCGUGGUAAAAUGAUUGAUUGCUUUCAACUUUGGUUGGAGGUUGAGUCCCCCGACGACUUGAACUCGAUAAAGGAAAUUGUCGGGGACCUUCACAAUGCUUCCUUGAUGAUUGAUGACAUCGAAGAUAACAGCAAACUCAGACGUGGGGUUCCUGUAGCUCAUUCCAUUUUUGGAAUUCCAAAUGUGAUAAAUAGUGCAAAUUACGCAUAUUUUUUGGCACUGGAAAAAUGUCACGCAUUGAAUAAUGCAAAAGCGAUGAAUGUAUUUGUUGGCGAAUUGCUCAAUUUGCAUCGGGGACAAGGACAAGAUAUUAUGUGGAGAGAUGAUGUAAGAUGUCCGACAGAAGCCCAAUACAUAGAGAUGGUGAAGGACAAAACUGGUGGGCUAUUCCGUCUUGCAGUUGGAUUGAUGCAUGCUUUGGCAACAAAAAAUACCAACAAAGACUUCAUAUCCUUGGUGAAUAAUCUUGCUCUUUACUUUCAGAUUAGGGACGACUACAUCAACCUUGCUGAUGCAGAGUACAUGAAAUCCAAGAGCUUCUGUGAAGAUUUGACGGAAGGCAAGUUCUCUUUUCCGAUCAUUCAUUCCAUUCGCUCGAAUCCUGAUGAUACGAGAGUCCUGUCUAUAUUGAAGAAAAGGACCGACGACGUUGAUGUCAAACGGUAUGCACAACAGAUAUUAUUGGAAAAUGGUAGUCUGGAUUACACAAGACAAAAAUGCCGAGAUCUCAAGAACGAAAUCGCAGCAGAAAUCUCAAGUCUUGGUGGAAACAAGUCAUUGCUUCUUCUCAUGGAGAAACUGGAUAUCCAAUUGCAGGGAAUGCACUCAGCUGUAGAGGUCAAAGAAUCAGCUGUAGACGAAGCCUAG
Molecule: messenger RNA, 2679 nt
Organism: Cylindrotheca closterium
Lineage: Eukaryota; Bacillariophyta; Bacillariophyceae; Bacillariales; Bacillariaceae
Source: the annotation of a GenBank genome assembly